This is a messenger RNA of Eremothecium sinecaudum, 864 nucleotides long. RefSeq names its product glucose-6-phosphate 1-epimerase. Gene Ontology annotation, biological process: carbohydrate metabolic process. The coding region runs from base 1 to 864 and encodes 287 amino acids. Gene Ontology annotation, molecular function: carbohydrate binding; isomerase activity. The record is from RefSeq and is a predicted model, not a curated record. The transcript has a single exon. NCBI's taxonomy places the organism in Eukaryota, Fungi, Ascomycota, Saccharomycetes, Saccharomycetales, Saccharomycetaceae.
AUGCCUAUUGAAGCUACUGACUCAGAUGUUAUUCUAACCCAUCCAUCCAACAGCGAGACAGCUGUUAGGAUUUUAAAUUACGGUGCCACUAUCGUUUCUUGGACUGUGAAUGGCAAAGAAAAAUUAUGGCUAUCAUCAGCUGCCAAAUUAGACGGCUCUAAGCCAGUUCGUGGUGGUAUACCACUAGUUUUCCCUGUAUUUGGCAAGAAUUCAGACGAUGAACACUUAUCCAAGUUGCCCCAACACGGUUUGGCAAGAAACUCUACAUGGGAAUUCCUAGGCCAAACCAAAGAAAAUCCUCCGACGGUCCAAUUUGGCUUGGGUCCAGAAUUGGCUAAUCCAGAAUUGACAAGUUUGUGGCCAUUUGACUAUACUCUAGUUUUGACAGUCGAGCUAGGCGAGGAACACUUGAAAACAGAGAUUGAAGUUGUUAACACAUCAUCUUCAGACACAUUGAAAUUCAACUGGUUAUUCCACACUUACUUGCGCGUUGAAGACAUUAAGACCUCUCAUGUGGUAAACUUGCAGGGAUCCAUGCUGUAUGACCAGUUAUUGAGCAGAAGUUACGAAGAUGAGCAGCAGCUGAUCUCCUUUGAUGGUGAAUUAGAUAAAAUCUAUAAGAACGUGUCUACAGCCAAGGAUGUCACUGUUAUAGAGAAUGGAGCCACUGCACACGUAGUAGAGAGAUACAAUUUACCAGACGUUGUUGUUUGGAACCCAUGGAUACAAAAGUCUAGUUCCAUGGCAGAUUUCGAACCAAAAUCUGGCUACCAAAACAUGGUCUGCGUGGAACCAGGACACGUUCAUGACUUCAUUGAAUUGCCACCCGGAAGUAAAUGGUUAGCAUCUCAAACUCUAAAAUAA